CAUAGCCGGAAGCGGAAGCCUGCGCUGCUUGGUUAACGCAUGCGCAGUGAGGUGGAUAGCCUAAUGCUGCGCACAGACGGGCAAGUUUGAAAGGUUUUUGGGGGGAGAGGGCUGAGUACUGAGUGUUGGUGGGUUGUCACCUCACACUGUUGGUUUUGGGGUGCCAUCCAGUUGAGGUGAGUGUGAGGCACAGAGCCCACCUGGGGGUCCCCUUUCCCAGGUAUGUGUUAGACUGGUGGGCCCCCCAUGGCUGCCUAUCACUGCUGUGUCCCUUUCUGUAACAGUGAUGCCAGGUACAAUGCAGACAAGAAGAUCUCCUUCCAUAGAAUCCCAGCCCUCCAUGUGGAGCCGCAGAGACACCGUGCCUGGCUGACCCGCAUACGCCGAGAGCCGGGACCCAACUUCAAGAUAUCCAGUUGCACCCGGGUGUGUUCUAAACAUUUUCUUCCGACGGACUUUGUGAAGACAUUGACGGGUAAAAGGAAUCUCAAGCCCUAUAGCGUGCCGUGUAUAUUUCAGUGGACAACAAAUGCGCAAACAGAGGAACAGAUGUCUGUUUUAAAGAAGAACUCUGGGUCUGCAAAAAAUACGCUUCAGCCUAUUUUGCCUUUACAACCCGCAGUGCAGAAUAGCAAGCCAUCCCAGCCGGCGGAUAUAACCACGUCCAUUCUGGAUCACUGUUAUGACCUUCCCCCGAUGACGGACACAGAAAUGCUGCACGCGGCUCGAGAAGAGAUCGCAAGGUUGCAGCAACGCAAUGCCGCUUUGGAGAAAAACACGUUCUUCCUAGAGCGGUUUUCCACAGACUCGAGCCUUAUUAACUUUUACACCGGCUUCAAAGAUUAUUCCACCUUCAAAGUUGUGUUUUCAACAUUGACUGAAACAGAAGGCAGUUCGGAGAAAUGGAAGCAAUGCCAACAGGAAGGAAACGCAAGUUUCAACAAGCAUUCUGUAACGGAAUAUGAGGCCAUGCCACAGAUUGACCAGUUCUUCUUGUUUUUAUGUAAAGUUCGGCAAGGAUUCCACGAUAAAGACUUAGCUGUGCGCUUUAACAUAUCACAAAACAGGGUCACUAGGAUUGUCAUCACAUGGGCUCACUAUUUAUACCUUGUCCUUGGAGAAAUACCACUUUGGCGUAGCCGGGAAACCGAUUGCCAAGAUGUGCCGGAGUGCUUCAAAGCUUCCUACCCUCGUGCCCGGGUGACCUUACAUUGUGCUGAAAUUAAAGUGCAGACAAGUAAUACGGACAACACAAGUUCUCAGAUAUGCUACAGUCAUGCGUCUUACAAGGGUAUGCUUGGCAUAGCACCCCAUGGAGCUGUGAUAUUUAUAAGUCCCCUGUAUUCUGGCUGUGCAUCAACAAGGGACAUCGCAAAGUCAUCUGGGAUCUUGGAUUUGUUGGAACCUGGCGACAGGGUUAUCGCAGAUAAAGAUUUUGGUAUACAGGACCUGGUGGAAUCUGUUGGCGCAUUUGCAGUCGUGCCCCCAAUUAUAACGGCCGCCCUGCCUCGUGAGUCCUGUGAAGCUACAGUCCUGUUAAGUCAACCUUCAGAAGAUCAAAAUACCAUGUACAUCUUGGCAUCAUCCGGUGAGCAAGGUCAAGAAACCUUAGUAGUGGCAACCUCCACGGGCGUAGAGGAUGCAGUUGUGGAAUUAGACCAGUCGGGGGGUGAGGAAGAGAUGGUAGAGGUUAUAACUGAAGAAAAAGUCGUAGAAGAAGUGGUGACCACGUCUGACCAUGUAAUUGAGAUUGCCGAUGACGAGGAUACCAAAAUGGAGACAAAGGAGGCCCCAAACACACCCAGCAGUAAUAAUAUAAAAGAAAAGCAUGAGAUUCAAGAACAGGUGGUCACCUCUACUCCACAUUCUGAAAAGCGCAUCGAAGAACCCACAGGGCGAAGCACUGAUAUAAAUUCCCUCGCUCGUCUAAGAAUUUGCAUCAAUCAAGAUAUUGACCGAGUUCGUCAGUAUCAUCUCUUUGAUAACGUUUUGCCAUUUGCCUUGGCAGGCAUAACUAAUCAGCUCUGGGCAGUGUGCGCUAUGCUGACCAACAUCAAUGGGUCACUGAGCUAGAGCGGACAAAAAAAGGUCUUCUACUGGGCUUUGCAUUUGCUACAGUGAUAAUAAUGUUUUUGUUUGCGUAUGUUGCUACCAUUGGAACAAUCGGCCUACGUCAAGGGGAAUAAAUGCUUACAAGCUUUAGAUAGACACCGCCAUUCUCAGAAUUCUAGCAUUCGGCCAGGAAAUGUUGGGCUGCAUUCGCACGGGCAUCUAGCCAAGGUGCAAAUCCCAGCGGCACGAAUAUCUGUGGCCAUCGACAGCCUUUCAUUGCUGUAUGCAUGCAGCUGUCUAUCCUGACGGCAGGAAUCAUUGGCUUCUUGCCGCUGAUAUUUGCACCGUAGCUACACGGCUAUGCAAAUGCAGCCUUAAGCGCUCUUUUAGCACCACUGUGAUUCGUACUCGCGAUCAGAUUUUCCGACAAAAAAUAUGUGAUGGACGUCUUUUGUCGGAAAAUCCGACCAUUUGUAUGCUCCAUCG
Messenger RNA from Rana temporaria (common frog), 2538 nucleotides. RefSeq lists its product as uncharacterized. The coding region runs from base 247 to 2073 and encodes 608 amino acids. Lineage: Eukaryota; Metazoa; Chordata; Amphibia; Anura; Ranidae. The record is from RefSeq and is a predicted model, not a curated record. The transcript has 3 exons.